GUUUCAUUUCCGGUUCGUGAUUUCAUAUUUGGACAAGAUGGGUCCACCAAAGUUAAAGAGACAAUUUAGUAUUGCUAAGAAACAAUUUGAAGUUCGUCAUCCAAUUCGGCCUUUUAUCAGUUCAACUUUUCUUGACUUUCAACUUGAAAGAGAAUACCUUGUAAAAAAGAUCUUCCCAACUAUAAAUGCUGUUUGCCAGGAUAGAGGGACAUAUUUUGCCCCGAUUGAUCUUCGAUGGGGCAUAAAUGACGAACAAGCAGCAUCGGGCCAAGUCCUCCAAAUGUGCUUGGACUAUAUAGCACAUUCAUCACCAUUUUUCAUUUGUUUAUUGGGAGAACGUUAUGGCUCACAUAGACCUACUGAUAAUCCACCUUUACCAGGAAAAUAUGAGGAUCUUCCAGAUGAUUGUCAUUGGUUGGAUAAAAAUUAUAUGGUGGCAGCCUCUAGUGGAUAUGAUUGGGUACUUCAGGAUGCAUAUCAAAAUUGUAGUAUUACGGAACUUGAGGUUAUCGAAGCUGCAUUUUUGACGGAAGAUGAACAUUGCUAUUUCUACUUCCGUCAGCCCGAGCAUACGGAUCAUCUGUUUACUGAAUUACCAGAGGCUGAGAGAGAACGAGAACUUGAAAUGUUUCAGUGUGAAUCUGACUAUGCAUCUCAAAAAAUUCACGAUUUGAAAAAUAGAAUUGUGAAGAAAGGACUUCCGGUGAAAUAUUUUAGCACACCAGAACAGCUUGGGAAAAUGCUCCUUGAAGAUUGGUUGGCUGUCGUUGAUGCGAUGUACCCGCCAUUACUCGAUGAGCUUAACGAUUACGGACCAUUGAUGACUUCCAAGGAUCGAAAAUCGAGUAUAAGGGAACGAAAAUCUAGUAUAAAGGAUAGAAAAUCUAGUAUCAAGGAUCGAAAAUCUAGUAUCAAGGAUCAGAAAUCCCGUCAGUGCAGUAUUUAUGAAGAUAUAAGUCCAUCUUUGUAUAAACAGACCAAGAGUCGGACCAAAGAAGCUGCUGAUCAGUUCCGGGAUUGGAUGAUCCAUGAAUCGUUUGCCGAAACACGACGACGUGUCUACGUGCGUACACCAGAACUAGAAGAGCUCAUGAGUCAGCUGACUGAUUUUGGCCAAUCAGUCUUGACUGAAAAUGUUGGAAAACCUUUGGCGCAUUACACAACUUCACUGAAUCCAGUCGACCCAUCUUCCUCUGUUUUACUACUGGAGGGUCGUAGAGGAUGCGGCAAGACCACCGUGUUGGCCAAUUGGAUCAAGGAGUUCUCUGAAGAGUUUCCGACAGUGAAGGUGAUUUCUCACUAUGUUGGUAGCAGCAGCAUGAGCAAGAACAUUAUUGCAUUCAUGAGACGGUGUAUCAUGGAGCUGAGAGAGGAAAACUAUAUAGGUACAGACUCUGAAGUUUGCCAGACUGGGGAGGACUACCACAGAGUGUGUGAGGCAUUCGUGGCAUCUAUAUCAUUCUCACCAUGUAUUCUGUUAAUAGAUGGCAUUGAUGAGCUUACUGGCUCAUAUGGUCUAACUACGCAACAGAUUAAAGAAUUAACAUGGUUACCCAAGACAUUACCGCCACAUUGUAAGUUCAUCAUAACCUCAGCUAAGAAUGACCUCACUUACAAAUCAUUGGUUGAGAGGCAAGACCUCGCCAUGGUAACUGUUCCUCUUCUCUCAGACUCAAACUCCAGGAGUUGCGUCAUAAAGGAGCAUUUAGCAUUACACUGUAAAUGUCUCAACGAAGCUCAACUAAGUCAAAUCGUAUCAUGUAAACUCAGUGAUCGGCCAUUGUUCCUGUCAGUACUGGCCAAUGAGCUGAGACUAUUUGGAGUUUACACCCGAUUGGAUUAUCAUUUGGAGAGCUACUUAGAGGCGACAACCAUCAGAGACCUCUGGGCAAAGAUUAUACAACGUUGGGCAAAAGAUUAUGGUUGGCCCUGUGUCCCAGAGAGAUCGGAGAGCACACUUACGUCAUUAACAGAGGGAACAUCUGCAGUUAAAGAGCUGACAGGCUGGGUUGCUGAUGCACUGCGUCUUAUAACAAUAGCUCGCUAUGGACUGACACAGACAGAGAUUUUGGAGCUAUUACAACAGAUGGGAUAUAGAGGGCGCACUGAGGUCUCUCUGUUUGACUGGGCGAGAUUUAGAACUGCUUGCAUGGACUCCUUGUUUGAAGGCCCUGGGGGAUUGUUGAAUUUCUUUCACCAACAUUUCAAAGAAGCUGUGGAAUAUACUUUGUUUGGCACAACAAUAGGUGGCACAAGUAUGGUUGAGACUAACCAAUCACAAUCUGUGUUGAUGACACCCCGCCCCGCAGCUGACAAAAAGACGUACCAUAAACAACUGGCCCGCUACUUCUGGCAGCAGUCUCAUAGUAAACGUCGUAUGGAGGAGUUGCCAUUUCACCUUGAGCACGCAAAUGACCUUGAGGGACUUUCUAGAGCUGUCUCUGAUCCCAGGAUAUUCUUUGAGAUGGUAGGUGACCAUCACCAGACGUCAACAAAGCUUGACUUGAUACACUACUGGGAGCUCCUCAAACCUGCGAACUAUGAUCCUAGCACCAUCUAUAGGAACAUGGUGAAACUAGCCAGUGGGCAUGAAGAUACAGAAGCUGACGAUGAAUUAAAUGGGAGUAAUACACCAGCUAAUGCAAUACCCACUCCACCCAGCCCCAUAGUCACACCUGCCCCCAAGAUCUUGCUCUCCAGGGUCAGUGAGCUGUCAAUCAUAGAGGAGAAAAGCAUGGAGAAUGGAAGCCUGGCAAACUACAGACUACAAGGCUUACAGGAGGCAUUUGAUGACACACUAUCAGAGACUACCAGCUUAAACAAUGAUGUGAUGAGUGAAGGUUCUCACAGUGUUGUAUCAGAGAAUGUACAUGAGGAGAAACAGCAUGAUGAGGAGAAACAGCAUGAUGAUGUAUUUGAUCAAGUCAUUAGCAAAGAUGUUACUGGAUCUGAGACUCCAGAUGAUACCAAGGAACAACCCCUUAAUUCCCAUGAAUUAGCUGCACUAGCUAAGUGUGCAGGACAGUUCCUAUCUGAACUGGGCCACUUCCAACCUGCUGAGGAAUUACUGCUGAAGGCUCAUGAACAGCUAAUACAGAGUUUUCCACUGACUUCCCCACAACAGCUGUUGCUAUGCAACAUACAGGAGAGUAUAGCUGACCUCUAUCUCUUCCAAUUGAAGAAGGAACCGGCAGAGCAAUGGUACAAGAAAGCAUUAGACACGUUGCGAUUCCUCUCGCUGACAGAUGGUGCUGCAGCAGAUGGAGCAGAUGCUGAGGAAAUUAAAGGUCGUCUUCUGGAUCACCUUGGUAACAUGAAAACACAUGAGAAGCAGUACGCAGAGGCUGAGGACUUGCUUAGUGAGGCCCAACAUUGUAUGGAGUCAGCAAGCAGUACCACUGGACAAGCCACUCUCUUCUAUCAUAUUGGAAUACUCAGGUUAAAACAACACAAACUUGACGAAGCUGGCCAUCUCUUCAAAAACUCUCUUUGUAUUAGAGAGCAGUGGUUUGGCAAAUCUCACCCUCUUGUGGCAGAAGUGCUUAAUGACCUGGCAGGAUUACUUGCAGAUAAAAACUAUUCAGGGUUUAAUUUAUCUGAAGCCAAGGUGUUAUAUAAGAGAGCAUUGAAGAUACGGGAACAAUCGCUAGGCAACAGACAUCUACUUGUAGCAACCACACUUUUUCAUUUAGGCCGUCUUUUGAGGAAUUCGCCAGUAAAAUAUGACAAGCAGCAAGCCAUAGAGUUCAUGAAGAGAGCGCUGGAUAUACGCACAAAUAAAUUAGGCUCAGAACAUCACUUGACAAAAGUUGUAAGACGAAUGCUGAACAGUGUGGAAAAGAAAAUAAAGAUGGGGCUUUAUGAGUGUGGUCCUGCUAAACCCUUAGAUGCACGGCAUGAAGAUACGCCAUAUAGCAAUCUCAGUUAUCGUGAUAAAGACCUUCAUGACUUUGAGACCAGGAGGAAGCCUCGUCCAACCAGUAGUUUUUCAGAUAAGGUUAGAAGGGCAGGAUGUUAUCGGAAACUGUCUAUGCACCAGCAUAGUAUAGGAUACACUGAGAGGUUCAGAGCAUUACGGCGGACUAAUACAUCAUCUGGUGACAGUGAUAGUGAUUUAGAGACCGAAUCUCGCCCAAACACAGGUGGAACUAUUUCCACGAGACCAAACACAGCAGGGAGUCAUACUAGAAGCAAUAAAGAUGAUUUAUCCCACUCAUAUGUUUGCAAGACUACUAAAUUACAUGCAGAUGAAAAACUUAAUGUGCCUCUGACAAGGGAAUAUUUAUCACAGCGUGUCAUGCCAGCUGAAAUUCAACUGUCGGAAAUUUCCCCUCAAAGACCCAAAACUGCACCAGGACGUUCUCAUCGUGUUUUAAAGAAACAAUCUGAAAUUGAAAAAGACUCAGAGAAUCUGGAAUAUUCCACACGAAGAUUGCUAAAUAGGAAAGCAGUGUCAAGAAAAACUGUUAAAUACAAGGAGUCAGAUGAUAAAAACAUAAAAAAUGAUGAUAUUAAACCCAGUGAUGAAUCUAGACCAAAUAUGGAGUCUUUAAUACCACAGUCAAGUUUAGCAGAAGAAAGAGACAAUAAAAAUGAACACAUACAGUAUUAUAUUGAUAAUUACGCAAACGAAUUAGAAAAAGCCGAGCGAAUAGAACCUGAUGAAUCAGAUUCACAUGUUGGUGUAAAAAGGAGAAACACUAAAAGAAAGCAUAGUCGUCCGAAAAGUGCUCCUGAAAUGUUAUUUGAAAGGUAUGCUAGCUCCACCUAUAGAGCUGAUUUGAAACCAGCUAGGGAUGAAUCUGCUGGACAUUUCCGUCGUGUGAAUGUCCCCACAGGGAACAGUAGAGCAAGUAGCGGGUAUAGCCUGCGUAGUCAUGCGCCAUCACUUGGCCACACCUCCAACUGUUCAAUAUCGGGCACCCAUACUAUAGACCCAAGUAAUGCUCGUAAUGUGUCUGUCGGCCCAAACUGCAACAUUCUCAGUCUUUUAGGACCUCCCCCUAAUCCGAGAGACCCAUUUUUGAAAAUCCAACACAAAUCUGCAUGGUAUCACUUCCCUGGACGUUAUUACACGCAGGAUGUCCCUGUGCCCCCUAAAAGACACCAGAAACGUGUACCUUCAUCUAAUAAACUGAAACUCAGGGAGAAAAAACCUGUUGUGAAAUCUAAUUCAACUGGGGAUCAUGCAUCUUAUUAUUACCCACAUAACUUUCAACUAAUGGGGAACCAAUUUGAGGGAGACUACCCCAGGAACAGCAUACGCAAACCUUCAAGUGCUGGCAAGUCUAUCCACAGUGUCAAAUUCCAAGAUGACUUUAUGUAUUAGGUUUAUUGAACAUUUUUAAAAGGUUUAAAAGUUAUCUUCAGUAUACACCAAGUUAUCAAAAAGUGAUUUCUAUUUUUUUCACUUAGCCACUACUAUUAAAAUAAAAUAGUGUUCUAUUAAGGGAUUAGCUAGCAGCAAGAGGAUAUGAAAUGAGAGAUUAUUUUUGUAAUCAGUUCAUUAAAUAUGUUUCAUGAGUAUUGGUAAUAUAUUUUUACUGCCAGAUUAUUUUAGUAAAUGGAGAUUGUUGAGAGACUGUAAAAAAUAAACAUUAUUUAUUUAUUUAAUUUGAGAUUGAUUUGAAUAUUUUCAUACAGUAGCUCCUUAGUAUAUCCUCAGUGAUCACU
Owenia fusiformis is the source of this 5673-nucleotide messenger RNA. The record is from the annotation of a GenBank genome assembly. Lineage: Eukaryota; Metazoa; Annelida; Polychaeta; Sabellida; Oweniidae.